UGUGAGCAGCAAUGUGUGGUAAUAGUGCUUGCCUCUAUAAUUGGUAUUGAAGCAGAAUAUAGCUGGUAUUAUGAUGCAUGUACUAAAUGUGCUGGUAGGAUCAAAAUUAUUGCUGGAAGAAUGUUUUGCCCAAGGUGUAACCAGAGCAGGAAUGCUGUUCCUAGGUUCAAAUUGCAUGUGCAAGUUAUGGACAAUACCGGUUCCACAAGUUUCAUUCUUUUUGAUCGUAAUGUGUCAAACUAUGUUGGGAAAAGUGUGCAGGAUUUAAUUGAUUCACAAGGCCAGGGUAACAAUGAUAAAGGAUACCCGUCAGAUCUUGAUGUCUUAGUUGGAAAGAAAAUGUUGUUCAAGGUGGAGAUCACAGAUGGAAAUUUGCAUCUUAGCUGGCGUAAUUAUGGUGUGAAGAGGACAACAGAUGAUCCUGAUCUAAUAAGCCAGUUUUCUAAGCGUCAUAAUCUCAAGAUAACCAUUGAUGAUGAUGAAGAUUGCGGUGAAGAUGUUGCAUUAACCCAUGCUGCUGUUGUGUCCGAAAAUGUUAAGAUGAUUGAAGGUGGUGACUCAAACAAAACUGAGCUGGACCAGAAAGAAGGUGAGAAAACCCCAUGUAGCAAGUCUGGAGAAAAAAGAUCUGCUGAUGCUGAUGUAUCUGCUGAGGUGGGAAUUGAUAUUCUUGGAGAAAGGUCAAUCAACAAACCACGAAAGCUCAAAAGUGUUAAGAUUGAGAAAGCGGCUUGAUGAGGAACGUGACAGUUUAACCGAUUAUGUACUGUUUAAUUGAAUCCAGAUUUUGUCUUCAUUCUGGAUCAAUUUAAUUUAUUUAGUUUCUUUUUGCUCAUUUCCCUUUUUUAAGACUCAUGUUGUUCGAAUCAAGUACUGGUGCCAUAUAUGGCCUUUUUAUCUUUAUGUUUUAUGAA
Medicago truncatula (barrel medic) is the source of this 914-nucleotide messenger RNA. RefSeq lists its product as uncharacterized. The record is from RefSeq and is a predicted model, not a curated record. The transcript has 5 exons. The coding region runs from base 121 to 735 and encodes 204 amino acids. NCBI's taxonomy places the organism in Eukaryota, Viridiplantae, Streptophyta, Magnoliopsida, Fabales, Fabaceae.